Messenger RNA from Clarias gariepinus (North African catfish), 2888 nucleotides. RefSeq names its product anosmin 1b (gene anos1b). Lineage: Eukaryota; Metazoa; Chordata; Actinopteri; Siluriformes; Clariidae. The coding region runs from base 125 to 2032 and encodes 635 amino acids. The transcript has 14 exons. Gene Ontology annotation, cellular component: extracellular region; cell surface. The record is from RefSeq and is a predicted model, not a curated record. Gene Ontology annotation, molecular function: peptidase inhibitor activity; protein binding. Gene Ontology annotation, biological process: neuron differentiation.
GCGCAGCACACACUCCACGCGCGUCAUUCUCAGGUGGGAUUUACGCUGAUAAUUCGCUAAAAAUAAUUUUAAAAACUCGAGACGUUCGACGUGCAUGUGACACGAAGAAAGUGACCUCAGGACCAUGUUUGUCUCCGGGGUUUUACCGAUAUUGCUGUGCUGCGUUUUGAAGUUGAGCGUCGCGCGCAGGACCGGUGCUGAAGACGGAGAGACUGUAGAGAAGAUUAACAGCGCGCGCUGCACCUCGCGCUGCCUCACGCUGCACAUCACUCAGCUCACCUCCACGUUCAGACGCCUUCAGAGUGAUGAGGUUCUGGGCUGGUGCGAAAACCAUAGAAGAUGUGCUCAGUGCCUACAGCCAUGCAAGGAAUUAUGGGAAACCAGAAGAGUUCUUUCUCACAAGUUUUGUGAGAAGCACCAUGAGUGUGUGACCAGUGCUGAGUUCCUGCAGUCGCUGCAGAUGCAGAAGCAGGGCGACUGUCCUUCUCCUCAGAGGGCGUCAGGAUUUGCAGCAGCCUGCGUGGAGAGCUGCAAUGCCGACCGCGAGUGCUCCGGAUCUAAAAAGUGCUGUUCUAACGGAUGUGGCCACACCUGCCAAGCACCAAUUAACCUUUAUAAAGGCGUCCCCCUGAAGCCAAGGAAAGACAUGGCCUUUUUAGAAGACAAGCACGGACAGCUGGAAGUGACGUGGAUGUCUAAGUUCAAUGUUUCUAUUGAGCCAGUUCUGUAUAUUCUGCAGAGGAGAUGGAACCAUGGCAUUCAUCCCAGCGAGGACGACGCCUCGCCCUGGCACACUGUAAUGAUGACCAUGGAGGAAAGGGCCUUGCUGAAGGAUGUUCGGCCACACAGGUGGUACCAGUUUCGCGUGAACGCAGUAAACAGCCAGGGCACACGUGGCUUCACCACUCCCAGCAAGCACUUCUUCUCAACACGAGACCCACUGCCCCCAGAGAGACCGCAGAACGUCAGUGCCGGGAAUCAGACUGUGAGCGCUGACGGUAGGUUGAGCGUGCUGCUUCGUUGGGACCCCCCCAAAGAGGGAGACCUGCCGCUCCAUCAUUACAAAGUGACCUGGAGCGGCCCAAUUGGAAAGGAAAGCAGCAGGGUCGCAGACGGGACACUGACACAGAUGGAGCUGGAAGGACUCCAGCCAGACACACACUACAUAGUGAACAUUCAGGCAGUUUCUUUCUGGGGACAGAAGCGUUUAAAGAGUGGCCGCGCACAGCUCUCCUUCAAAACUGCUGCUUCUACCGGCUCCACGCCAAUCUCACGGGACUUUUCCAACGAGCUGCCCAUCUCCCGCUCAUCGCCCAGGGUCCUUCGACUUGAGGCUGCGGCUCCCCAUUACCACAACAAUCAGCUUCAGGUCAAGGUGUUUUGGAAAAGUCGACUCCCAGGAAACCAAAGGGGUUCUGCUUCAUAUCUUUUAAGUUGGUUUCCAGAGGUAUGUGCUAAUAACGUGACCAAGAGAGAGAGAACGGCUACUGUACAGGGCACGCAUUUUGUCAUCACAGGUCUUGCCUUUGCCUGUAAGUACAAAGUAACAGUGACACCCCUCUCUGAGCAUGGAGAGAAGACCGGGGCCGUGACCUCUGUCACUACCCCACAGUGCUCGACGCUGAACAGCCGUGGGAAAAAACAACUGUCCUGUGCUUAUGAUGACCGCCAUCUACAGGCGAAGAAAUCGCUGCAGCGCCCCGAGAAGCUGGUAGCUGUGUUUCAGACAGUGAACGGGUCCCUGGAAGGUCUUUUCAGCUGGCAGGUUUCUGAGGCCACACCCGGCCAGACCCCCAUCACAGGAUUUCAAUUCUCCCGGGUCAAAGUGUCCAGCAGCCGUGUGAACAAAUCUUCAGACUCACUAAUCUCCCAAACACUAAAUCUGUCGUCUGAUCAGCGCUCAGUCAGGGUGGAGCAGCUUCAGCCAAAGUGUUUGUACAAGGUGCAGGUGCAGGCACUGUCUGAAGCUGGCAACGGACCCUUAGUGGCCAAAAUGUUCAACACUCCACAGCUUAAUGGCACACCACUAUGAGUUGUACUGAAGUAUCAUCAUAAACAUCUGAUCACUCCGAUUCCCUUCAGAAAAGUGUGUUUCCUUUACCGGUAUUCUUGGAACCACAGUUACGUUGCAUGAUGAUGGCAGUUCAUUUCAGUUAAAGUCUAAAAAAUUGAAUGCUUAACAAUAAAAAAACGUUUUGUAAGUUAAAUGUUCAGAGAUUUUUUAAGCCUAUAUUAUUUAAGUGUCCUUUAUAAUGUAAAGAAUUGUAGCACUGAUGUAUGUAGAGUGUAGUGAGAGCGGUGUAACUCCUGUUAGUUCAUGUAUAACUUUUUUCCCUUUGUUCAGUACUAAUACCUUUGUGUUUCUGAAUCUGAGACAUGUUUGCGCUGUGCAAGUAUAGUUCUAAAUUAUUUUUUAACAUUUUAGCGUCCACUUACAGUCUACUGUAAUCUUGAAGUAUUUAUUGUGAUGUGCUAUUAAAAAAAAGUGGAAGGUGACCAUGAUUGUGAUUUCUGUGCUGAUAUUUAGUGAACAAUCCCUUUAAUUACAAAUCAGAUGUUUCACACUAGGUAAUUAAAUGUCUUGAAAAAAGCACAUAAGACCUGGUUAAAUUUAUAAUUAUAAAGCUAAAGGCUUUAUUUGAAUGGCAGACAAAUGAACUUAUAUCAGGUUUAUGAUUGUUACCCAAAUUAAUAAUGCCCUAUGUUAUUAGUGCCAAAAAAAUGUUAUGAACAGUGAUGUACAGCAUUUGGACAACAAUGUUACAAAUGACAUUUGUAAUAAAAGCAUUUAUUUCAUUUUGUUCAAAUAUUGUUUCCAUUGUACAAAAAUGUUAUACUUUCUGUAAAUAUUGCACUUUGUGUUGUUACAAAUAAAUUCAUUGAAUUAA